GUGAGUGCAAAUCGGAUCGGAUCGUCUGUUGGUACACUUCCGGUACUGCAAAACGUGGCAUUCUCCCGACAACUUCAGGAACUCCAUGGCCAAGACAGCGGAGACCAAGGGCAAGGCACUUAAGGCGUUCGAGCUCACAUGGGUCAUGUACGAUCCGACUGACCGGUUCGGCGUCAUCAUGGCGCUCUUUACACUCUCACCUGUGUUCGUGACUCUGAUGCACGUGACCCUCGUUACCUGUCAGCGCGACUUGGACAGCGUCAGCAUGUUUAUUGGCCAGGUUGUGAGUGAAGUGAUCAACAAGAUCCUCAAGAAAACGAUCAACCAGCAGCGACCUGAUGGCGCGCGUAUGAGUGGCUCCGGGAUGCCCUCGGCUCAUUCGCAGUUCAUUUCGUACUUCGCCUCAUACGCCGUCGCCUACACGUACUCGAGGUUGAACGCGCACCGCUACAUUGAGCAGUGGUUCACAAUUGUCGGCUGUAUUUUUCUAGCAGUGUUCACUUGUUACUCUCGAGUGCGCUUGGGCUACCACACGAAGGACCAAGUUGUCGUCGGUGCAAUUGUCGGAGCGAUUGUCGGCUUCAGCUGGCACUCCCUAAUUUCGACGGUAAGUCCUGGCUUCCAGAUCUGUUGCUGCCUACGCUAACGAUUCUGCUCUGCAGGUGUCUCCGUGGCUGUUUCCUCUCAUUGCACAGUCGCGACUGGCACAGUUCUUCUACUUGCGUGACAUCUCCCACAUUCCUGAUCUCAUCGUCUAUCAGCACGAACUCUGCUACUCGGACGCUCCAGCUUUUAAAAUCAAGUUCCUAUAGACUUUCCUACCAAAUACCUCUACGUAGUAGGAAACACCUAACUAUGAUUUCAUAGGACUUUCAAGUCCAAUUAGAGAAGCUAAAGUGCAUGGGUCACACGUGACCACUACACAAAUAAUCAAAUAACGGGGUACCACCGUGUAUCCCCUUCAUUACUCA
Messenger RNA from Phytophthora nicotianae INRA-310, 971 nucleotides. RefSeq lists its product as hypothetical. The transcript is spliced from 4 exons. Bases 86 to 646 code for a protein of 186 amino acids. Lineage: Eukaryota; Oomycota; Peronosporomycetes; Peronosporales; Peronosporaceae. Gene Ontology annotation, molecular function: dolichyldiphosphatase activity. The record is from RefSeq and is a predicted model, not a curated record. Gene Ontology annotation, biological process: lipid biosynthetic process; protein N-linked glycosylation. Gene Ontology annotation, cellular component: intracellular membrane-bounded organelle; endoplasmic reticulum membrane.